ACUUGGCUUUCCUUCAUGGUCGGCUGCCAUGGGAACGAUCAGUUCUUCAACGACCACGCGGAUCUACAACUCCCAGAGUCCUACAGUGUUCCCUGGAUGAAGGCGGUGGAGGACUCCAGCCGUCUGUCCGCUCUGUCCGUCCCCGGGUCCCACGACAGCCUGUCCCUGGACGGGGGUUCCCUGGCCCGGCACCAGGCCUGGCCCCUGGACCUGCAGCUGAGAGCGGGUAUCCGCUACCUGGAGGUGAGGGUGCUGGCGUUGGGGAACACCCUGUACGUGAUGCAGGGUGUCAUGUACCAACACUACACCCUACAGGAGGUCCUGGACACCACCCUGGCCUUCCUGUCGCAGUACCCCAGCGAGGCGGUCCUGCUCCAUGUCCUCUCUGAGAUGUCCGAGCACGACAGGGUCCAGCGCAUGGUGCAGGACCUGGUGGGGCCAGAGCAGCGCGUCUGGGUGAGCUCCGGCAUGCCCACCAUGAGGGAGGUCCGGGGGAAGGUGGUGCUGGUCCAGAAGAGUUCCUUCGCCUUGGGUGUGCCCCUGCAGGCGGAGGGCAGCGGAGACCAACGCGUGUCAGAGAUCAAGGACAAGGAGGACUCGCUGGCCAAAGUGCUGAAGCAAGCGGCGGCCGAGUGCAGAGGAGAUAACAUCGUGGUGAGCCACUCCAGCGGCACUGGCUUCGGAACCUUCUGGGGGAUGUUUUUAACCCCCCGGCGCGUGGCGGAGAAGGUGAACCCCUGGCUGAACCACUUCCUGAGUCAGUACACCCCCAACCACCCCAGACCCUGCUUCGGGGUGGUCGCUAUGGACUUCCCGGGGUUCGACCUCAUCCAAACUAUCAUCAACUUAAACUGGAGGGACAUCAUGUCUGUGUCCAUGACCAAAAGCGAGGGGGUGACGGUGAUGACCAUGGCCUCUGACCCUGGAAGCGCUUGUCCGCCGCUGUGUCAGAUCCUGAAGGCACUCUGCUACAGCCCGGUGUGCUGCAAUGUGUCCCAGAAACUACGCUCAGUCCUGGGGACCUCCCACUCAGCUCUAGGGGCGAUGCAGGUGAUGGUGGGCCUGAUAAACAUCGGUCUUGGAGGGGUCCUCUCUACCAGCGGGCCAAGCUACCUGUUAUGGGAACUUGGCUACUUCCCCUUCUGGAUGGGCUCCCUGUUCAUCGUGUUUGGCUUCCUGUGCAUCCUGUCUGAGAAGUUUCCCAGUCUUUGUUUGGUGGUGUCCAGUGUGACUGCUCAACUGUCUGGAGUAGGGUUCUCCAUCACUGCCGUGGUGCUGUACUUCAUCAACCUCUUCUCCGGAGAAGGCGGCAGUUGGCCCUGCGAAGAUAACCGCUACGACUUCGGUAGUUGGAGUACGGGAGCCCCCAUCGACUACAGCUCGGAUAUGGAGAAAUGUCUUAAGGGCCUCAGCAUCAUCAAGGCGAUUCUACGCGGAGUCAACGGUCUACUGAUCAUUCUCUCAGUUCUCCAGCUCUGUCUUUCCAUCUCCUGCGUCGUCCUGGGAAUCAAAGCCGUAAAAAAGGGCUUCAAGAAGGAGAAAAAGAGUGAAGACAUCGAACAGUACUCACCUCUCCUGACUGAGAAGCCUGCCUACUGAGGCUGUGAGGCCAACGUUGGUACUGCAGCCAGGGGCAAUACUACGUCAUAUGUUAUCACUUAUCAUCCUAUAUUAAAUGCAGGUAACUAAUUCAAUGCAGAAUGUCACAGCUUAUAAUUCCAUAUGGUAUGCAGGGAAGAUAUGUAAUGGAGACAUUACCUACAGGGAUUGUGUUUCUGGCUCUAAGCUUUUCAGGUUUUCCUUUUUUCUGACAUAGGCCUACUACUAACAUUAUAACCGGCUUUAGCAAAACAUUUCUUGGCAAUGCUUAUCAUAUAAAACAUAAAAUAACUUCAUAUACAAUGCAUAUAUUUGUAUUUUAUGAAUGAAUGAUAAUACAUUUGAUUACAAAAUGAA
Molecule: messenger RNA, 1956 nt
Organism: Gadus macrocephalus (Pacific cod)
Lineage: Eukaryota; Metazoa; Chordata; Actinopteri; Gadiformes; Gadidae
Exons: 8
Coding region: 16-1599 (527 amino acids)
Biological process (GO): lipid metabolic process
Cellular component (GO): membrane
Molecular function (GO): phosphoric diester hydrolase activity
Source: RefSeq, a predicted model, not a curated record